AUGCGCUUCUCUCGCCCGGCCUCCCUGGCCGCAUGGCUUGCUGCUGGAAUCUCGGUCGCUGAAGCUCAGGCUCAGUUCCUGGUCGAUCAACUCAGUUUUGGCUACACUGGCCGGAUAAACGACAAGGGGCAACAGUCCGUCCCUCUCUUCUCCAUACAAGGCGAACCCGACGUACCAGAGAUCCUCUCCAACAAAAUCAUCCUCACACAACCGUCGCCCGGCAAUGCCAGAGGCGCAGUCUGGGGAGAUAAUUCCAACAAGUAUAAGGAGUGGGUGGCAGAUGUCGACUUUCGCGUAAAUGGCCCCGAGCGAGGCGGAGGCAAUCUCAAUAUCUGGCUUGCGCGCCGCGGUGUCCAGGACAUUGGCACCGCGAGCAUAUACACUGUUGGCCGUUUUGAUGGUCUCGCUCUCGUUAUUGACCGGUCUGGCGGAGGGGCGGGUAUGGUUCGAGGUUUCUUGAACGACGGCACAACCGACUACAGCUCGCACCACAGUGUCGACAGUCUGGCGUUUGGACAUUGCGACUACAGCUACCGAAAUCUGGGCCGCCCAUCGCAGAUCAAAUUGCGCCAGACGCAAGACAACUUCAAGGUGGAGGUUGACGGAACUCUCUGCUUCGAGAGCAGCAAUAUCCAAAUCCCUCCGGGAUACAGCUUUGGUCUUACUGCGGCAAGCGCGGAAAAUCCAGACUCGUUCGAGAUCUUCAAGUUUGUUGUCAUGACUGAGGAUCUCAACAAGCAGCACGAAGAGCCAACGCAGCAGCAGAUGAAUCAGCAAGGCCAGCAACAGAACACCUGGAGCAACCCCGGCGGUCACGGCUACGAGAAGAACAUGCCAGUAGACGACAAUGGGUGGGAACAGGACAUUGCAGAUGCUACGGCUGCCUCGAUUAUAAGCUCCGAGGCCCAAUUUGCUGAUCUGCACAAUCGACUUCAAAGUGUCAACCAUCACCUUUCAACCAUUUUCCGCAAAGUCGCAUCUCAAGACAGCAUUGGUGAGAAGCGCCACGAGGAGACGUCGACGUCCAUCAACGAGCUUAAGCAAUUGCUCGAAAAGCUCAACAAGAUCGAUGCUCUGCAGAGCCACAUUGUCAGCCUUGAGCGAGAGAUCAAGACAAUCAAGCAGGAGACAGGCAACAAGGUCAGAGAUUCGGAAAAUGCGAUCAAGAAGAUGCUAGGCAGCUCCCAUGGGGAUAUGCUCUUGCACGUUGCCGAAAAGACGCAACCAACACACGGAAAAUUGAUUUUCGUCAUCAUUGGCAGCCAAAUUGUGCUGGUACUCGCAUAUAUCUGGUAUGAGCGCAAGAAGACACUGCCCAAGAAAUACCUGUGA
Molecule: messenger RNA, 1332 nt
Organism: Pestalotiopsis fici W106-1
Lineage: Eukaryota; Fungi; Ascomycota; Sordariomycetes; Amphisphaeriales; Sporocadaceae
Exons: 2
Coding region: 1-1332 (443 amino acids)
Biological process (GO): endoplasmic reticulum to Golgi vesicle-mediated transport; Golgi organization; endoplasmic reticulum organization
Cellular component (GO): Golgi membrane; endoplasmic reticulum-Golgi intermediate compartment; endoplasmic reticulum membrane
Molecular function (GO): D-mannose binding
Source: RefSeq, a predicted model, not a curated record